Hyposmocoma kahamanoa is the source of this 784-nucleotide messenger RNA. RefSeq names its product cuticle protein 8-like. NCBI's taxonomy places the organism in Eukaryota, Metazoa, Arthropoda, Insecta, Lepidoptera, Cosmopterigidae. The transcript is spliced from 3 exons. Gene Ontology annotation, cellular component: extracellular matrix. The record is from RefSeq and is a predicted model, not a curated record. The coding region runs from base 3 to 566 and encodes 187 amino acids.
ACAUGUUUUUUAAAUUCGUAGUUCUGUGUGCUUUGGUGGCACUCUCCCAGGCAGGUCUCCUGCCCGAGCCACACUACUCCUCCGCUGCGGCCGUGUCCUCUCAGAGUAUCGUGCGCCAUGACCAGCCCAAGUUCUUGGCAGCUGCACCCGUUGCCAAACUGGCUGUCGCCGCUCCUGUUGCCUACCACGCCGCCCCAGCCGCCGUGACCUAUCAUGCUGCCCCCGCUCCCGUUGCGUACCACGCUGCUCCUGCCCCUGUUGCGUACCAUGCUGCCCCUGUAGCUAAGGUUGUGGCUCACCAAGCCGAAGAGAUCGCCUACCCCAAGUACGAGUACAGUUACUCCAUUUCCGACGGUCAUACCGGUGACCAGAAGUCCCAGCAGGAAGUUCGUGACGGUGAUGCCGUGAAGGGCUCUUACUCAUUCCACGAGGCUGAUGGCUCCAUCAGAACCGUUGAGUACACUGCUGACGACCACAACGGUUUCAACGCGGUUGUACACAACACAGCUCCUAGGGCGGCUCCAGUCGUCGUCAAGGCCGCCGCUCCCGUCUACUACCAUCACUAAAUCUGAAAUUCAACUAGUCAGUUUGAUACUGUGAUCUAUUUAUUGAAAUAAACGAAUAAGUUCAAAUGUUAAUAGCCGGUUUUAAUAUUCUGCUUUCAAGCUAUGAUACCGAGUUAAUCAUAAAAUUUUGCCUUCGAUAAAAUUUUUGCUUCACUACAUAGUAGUUUUGAAAAGACAUCCAAAAUUAAAAGGGUUAAACAAGCUAAAUAAAUUUUUAC